AUGGCCGGGCAUGGAACACAGUCGGUUGUUGCUUCAAACAAAAUGAAAACUACUCUCAGUCUUCUGUCUCUGUUAGCGGGGUUGGUCAUAGCUGAUAGGCCUAACAGCUACUCGGCCACUGGAGGAUCAUCUGGUGGAAGUUUUGCAAGUAAUGGAGCUGGUGGCGGUUUCUCAAGUGGGGUCUCCUCGUUUGGUACCCACUUUAGUAGUUCAUCAGGAAGUUUCCCCAGUGGAAUUUCAAAUGAAUUUGCAAGUGCCAAUUCGGCUGGAUAUUCCACUGGAGGUUUAAACAAUGGACAAAGGUCAGGACUGAGUGGAGGAUCAUCUCAGCCAUGGCCUUUUCCGGGUGUCUUACAAGAGGCUCUUGGAGGAAAAAUAAACUCAAACCUCAUUGAUGAAAGCUCACAAAGGCAUUCAAAUACUGGAUCAUCUGGAUCAUUUGCAGGUGGAGCUUUCGGAGGAUCAGAAGCAGGUUUUAGCUCCGGUGAUUCCUUCGGAGGCCAGGUAGGAGGAUCUGCUGGAGGAAGAUUUGGGGGCCAUAUUGUAGGAUCUACAAGAAAUGGGUUUAGAGGCCACAAUGAAGAAGCAUUUGGAAGUGGAUCUGGAGUCAAUGCCAGAGAAUCUACAGGAAGUGGUUAUGGGGGCCAUGCUGAAGGUUCUGCUGGAAACAGAUUUGGAACCCCAGACAGGGGAUCUGCUGGAAGCAGACUUGCAUAUGAAGCUGGAGGAUCUGCUGAAGGAAGAUUUGGAGGCCAUGCUGGAGAAUCUACAAGAAAUGCUUUUGGCGGCAACAUUGGAGGGCCCUUUGGAGGUCGAUUUGAAGGUCAAGCUGGAGGAUCAACUGGAAGCAGAUUUGAAGGUCAAGCUGGAAUAUCUGCUGGAGGGAGAUUUGAAAGCCAUACUGGAGGUUCUUUAGGCAAUACAUUUACUGGUCACACUGACAGACCUUUUGGAAAUGGAUUAGAAAGCCAAGCUGGAGGAUACACCAGAAACAGAUUUGGAAGUCAACCUAGAGUAUCUGCUGAAAGGAGACUGGAAAGUCAUGUUGGAGGAUCUUUAGGAAGUAUAUUUAGAGGUGACACUGACCUAGUCUUUAGAGGUGGAUUCGGCAGAUCUGGUAGUAGUAAUAUUGGAAGGCAAGUUGGACAAUCUUCCGAAAGUAGAUUUGGAAGUUAUGCUGGUGUAUCCAGUGGAAAUGGGUUUGCUGGUCAUGUUGGAGGUUCUGCUGAAAAUGGAUCUGGAGGUUAUAGGGGUGAAGCUUUUGGAAGUGGAUUUGGAAGCCAUAGUGGUGGCUCUUCUGACAGUGGAUUUCCUAGUGACUUUGAUGGCUCAGCAAGAAUCAGCAGUGGAGUUACUGGCAGCUCCUUUGGAGAUGGACCAUAUGGUGGCGCCUUUGCAGGGUCAAACAGAUAUAAUAACCCUUCUCAUUAA
This is a messenger RNA of Macrobrachium nipponense, 1431 nucleotides long. RefSeq lists its product as uncharacterized. NCBI's taxonomy places the organism in Eukaryota, Metazoa, Arthropoda, Malacostraca, Decapoda, Palaemonidae. Bases 1 to 1431 code for a protein of 476 amino acids. The record is from RefSeq and is a predicted model, not a curated record. The transcript has 2 exons.